This is a messenger RNA of Rhagoletis pomonella (apple maggot), 2072 nucleotides long. RefSeq names its product protein O-mannosyl-transferase Tmtc3-like. Gene Ontology annotation, molecular function: mannosyltransferase activity. Lineage: Eukaryota; Metazoa; Arthropoda; Insecta; Diptera; Tephritidae. The record is from RefSeq and is a predicted model, not a curated record. Gene Ontology annotation, biological process: protein O-linked glycosylation via mannose. Gene Ontology annotation, cellular component: endoplasmic reticulum.
GUUCCUCAGGUUUCUAACACUGGUUUUCAGAAGAUUUUCAUAAUCCUCAUAUACAGUAUACACAAAUUUCACAAAAUAUUGCAUUUGAACGCGUAGCAAUUCUUCGAUUAACUAUACCAUCUAAUAAUAAAGUGUGUAAAUAGAAAAUACCGAUUUUUAAACCUGCUCUUCCUAGCCUAUAAUCGCGUCAUCGUCAACAUAACUGGCUGUUUAAAACUGCAUUUUAAAAAAAUGCAUAAACCAAAUGGUGCGUGUAUUCACCUAGUAAAACGUCGACUUUAUAUCAAGCUUACAGAUCGCCUAUACUACUCUAAUUAACUCUGCUGCAAUUGUAAUCACAGCGUAAUCGGAUAUAAGCACAAAGGUCAAGACUUGUCGCUCAUCCAACAAUUUAUUACCUGGCACUCUUAGAGCAAUUUUAAACGACAGAUUAAUGUUGUCAAUGUACACAUUUGUGAAUGUAUACACAUUGCAAAACUAAGAAUUCGGCAGAUACAAUAGCAACGAACAAGAUAUAGAUGGCAAAAAAAAAAUGUAACCAUACUCCAACUUAGUUACAACUACUUACAUUUGCAGGAUACAACAGCUACCACUGCAAGAAUAGAGUAAAAGAGGAAAGCCAGAGCUGCUAAUAAUUGGAUAUUGAGUGCUGAUUAAGAAACAGCUGAUCAGCAAAAUAUUUUUCAUAAAAAAAGAAGUAAACCGAGAAAUAAAAACUCGCAUAAAACUGUUACAUACACACCUUUCAACACAUUUGAUUGUAGCCCAUAAGCACAAAAAGAGAAAGUCUAAAACGAAGUCUUAUGUUAUAAUGUCAGCAUACGGAGUAACAUGCUAUAAUGGUAACAGCGAAAAGAUGCGCAGUAACGGCACGAACGGCAGCUCCUGCGGUGUCCAUCCACAGACGAGAGUGGCUGCAUGCAGCCCGUCUAACAGCCCGAGCAGCAGCAGUAGCUCGAAUCUUCUACAGUUUCUCACCAUCGUCUUAGCAUGCGUGUUAUGUUACUGGAAUAGCGCGCAAUGUGAACUGGUCUUCGAUGAUAUUAGCGCCGUACGCGACAACAAGGAUUUACGUCCGUAUACACCGCUUGGUAAUAUUUUUCUUAACGACUUCUGGGGUACACCAAUGCGCAAAGAGCAAUCGCACAAAUCGUAUCGCCCGCUCACUGUGCUUACUUUUCGUUUCAACUAUUGGCUGCACGAACUACAACCAUAUGGCUAUCACAUUGUAAAUGUAAUGCUACACAUUGUUGUGUGUCUGUUGUGGCGUCACGUGUGCAGACUGUUACUACUGCAUUGCGCCGGCGCUGGGGGAGUAGCGGCUGCUCCCCUGCAUUGUAAUGGUUUGCGCGUAAACACUUGUAGCUUCUUGGCGGCACUGUUGUUUGCUGUCCAUCCCAUACAUACAGAGGCUGUUACCGGUGUGGUAGGGCGUGCUGAGCUACUCUCUUCUAUAUUUUUUCUGGGCGCAUUUCUCUCGUAUACAAGCGCUGUUGAAGUAUCGCCCCCAGUUCAACGUCGGCAUUUGCAGCAGCAACAACAGCCUUUUUUAAAGAAUCGUUGCACUCGCUGGUCGGUGUUGUGUUGCAGUUUUGGCAGUAGCUUACUGGCUUCCAUGCUGUGCAAGGAGCAAGGCAUCACCAUAGCGGCUAUUUGUGCUGCUUACGAAUUGUUCGUUGUGCAGCAGGUGCGCCCACGUGAAAUUUGGUUGUGUGUGCAACGCUUUUUCGAAGACCGAACACAUAUUCUAACACCGCAGCAUGCAGCUAAAGGUACCGCAGCCUCAGCAACCAGUGCAUCGUCGUCGCCCGACGAAUAUAGUCGUUUAGGAGCUAACGGGCUUUGGAAUGGCAGUUUGUUGCGACGCUUGUGUUUUCUUAUCUGUAUUACGGCUGCACUUUUGAUCGGUCGUGUUUACGUGAUGGGCUCGCAACUGCCGGUCUUCACACGUUUCGACAAUCCAGCUUCUGCGGCGUCGACACCAACCAGGCAGCUCACCUUUAGUUAUCUCAUUUACCUAAAUCUGUGGUUGAUGUUAUUUCCUAGUGAUCUAUGCUGCGAUUGGACAAUGG